Messenger RNA from Vavraia culicis subsp. floridensis, 1167 nucleotides. RefSeq lists its product as uncharacterized. The transcript has a single exon. NCBI's taxonomy places the organism in Eukaryota, Fungi, Microsporidia, Pleistophoridae. Gene Ontology annotation, molecular function: RNA binding. Gene Ontology annotation, cellular component: cytoplasmic stress granule. Gene Ontology annotation, biological process: cytoplasmic stress granule assembly. The record is from RefSeq and is a predicted model, not a curated record. The coding region runs from base 40 to 993 and encodes 317 amino acids.
GCGAAAAUUACAUAAAAAAUUAGCGACACCCUUUUUUACAUGUCUGAUUCCUCGAUCAUCACGUUGGAACUGAAAAACAAAAAAACAGUCACCGGAAAACUGGAAUCGUACGAAAAUAAGCUGAUUGAGCUCACAGACGCGCAUUUCAUGGAUGAUGGGGAAAUUACAUACAGGAUAUUCAUCAAGGAGAAAGAUAUCAGCAAAAUAUUAAACAAUGAUGAGCAGCAUAUCAUAAGGAUGCCGGAGGGCGUAAAGGACUGGAACCAGUUCGAGGCCAACGAGCGGCUCUUCGGUAUCAAGCCAGAAUUUAAUGAAUCGGACUACACCACUGUUCUGGACAAGAACUCGGAAUUCUAUCUGAAGAACGUGGCGAAGGCGAAGAAGAUAGAACAUGACAUUUUGACAGCAAAGUGUAGCGAUAGACAUAGAAUGGAGGAGAGAGGUCUUAUUAGUUGUGAGAAUGAGGAGGACAGGUACUCGGCCGUUCUUCACAAGAAAAAGGGAAAAAAGAACGGAAAGAGCAGUAAAAAGGGAGAGAAAGAAACAGAGAGAGUGUCAAGCGACGGAGAGAAGAAGAAUAUAUCACAUGUGGGCGAGAAAAAGAUUGAGAAAGAGAGCGGCAAGAAGACGAGUACCUCAACCGAGGAAAACACCGAACAGGACGUGUUACAGGAUAAGACGGCAUGUCACGAAACAGACAAAACGAAUCUGACGAACGGUAAUGAAGCUCACGAGAACAAGUCGUGUGAGGAUGUUUCGGACAACAAGGCAUCCAAGGAGAAAGAAGAUACGAAGGGGCCCAUCUCACUGAAGGGUGUUUCGUACAAAAAGAACGUGAGCAGCACGUUCAAAACUAUUAGAGAGUACAUUGAGAGCAUCACAAGCAAAUUUACAGGCUCAUUAACAGCUGCUGGUAAAUGGGGAAGCGGUGACAGCUACAAGAUAAUUAACGACGACAAGCCGGCGAAGAAUCUAUUCGGCCGUAAACGAUGACAAGUUUGUGACAUGCCUCGAAUUAAAGACCUGUUUGGUAGGGAAAAUGGUUUGAGGUACGCACGUAUGAAAGUCAAGGCAUGAGCCAUGGGUUGUAUCAAGCUGCAGGUUUUUGGUCUUGAUGGAUGCUGUUUUGAUCGGUGAAUGAGAAAGUGGAGUAUUGGUGAAUAAAAG